This is a messenger RNA of Gigantopelta aegis, 3210 nucleotides long. Its product is annotated as dephospho-CoA kinase domain-containing protein-like. Gene Ontology annotation, biological process: coenzyme A biosynthetic process. The record is from RefSeq and is a predicted model, not a curated record. Bases 59 to 733 code for a protein of 224 amino acids. NCBI's taxonomy places the organism in Eukaryota, Metazoa, Mollusca, Gastropoda, Neomphalida, Peltospiridae. Gene Ontology annotation, molecular function: ATP binding; dephospho-CoA kinase activity. The transcript is spliced from 4 exons.
UGUCAACACAUAAAAUAUGUGAAAGCAGAUCACAAAUUAAUGAUACAAUAAUUGUAAGAUGUUCCUUGUCGGUUUGACAGGAGGGAUUGCUACAGGUAAAAGCACAGUGUGCAAACGACUCAUUGAAUUGGGAUGUCCCGUCAUUGAUGCUGAUCAAAUAGCCAGAGAUGUUGUACUACCAGGGAAAUCAGCUUGGUACAAGAUCAGAAGUUACUUUGGACCUGAUGUCUUUUACAAUGAUGGAAUGUUGAAUCGUGAAAAACUGGCACACAUUAUUUUCAGUGAUGAAGAAAAACGAAAGGCUCUAAAUUCAAUGACACAUCCUGCAAUAUUCAGAGCCAUGCUGUGGGAGAUUACAAAAUAUUUUUUAACAGGUUAUCCGUUUGUUGUCAUGGACAGCCCACUUCUGUUUGAAAAUGAAAAGAUGCUGCCUUACGUCACAUACAUUGUGGUGGUUUCAUGCUCUGACUACCAGCAACAUCAACGUCUUAUGUCUAGAAACAACCUCCAGUGGGAUGAAGCCGAUCAGAGAAUAUCGACGCAGAUGGCGAUGUCAGAGAAGUGUAAACGGGCAACGUACAUCAUUGACAACAGCGGCACCAUCGAGAUGACGGAGCAGCAAGUGACGGCCAUCUUUCGCAUAUUUCAGAAAUCGCGAGCACACUGGCGUGUGCGGACAGUCCUCUCUAUAGUCGCCGCAUUUAUUCUCGCCUUUUUGUACCUGUUGUGGUGAGCGUAUUUUGUGAGUGUGUUUUGGCUAUGUUGUUGCUGCAGCCUUACUCGGACUUCAUCACAAUGUGUUGCAAUGACCUGUAAGCCUUUUUAAUUUAUGCAUAAUCCUUUCAUUAUAAAUGGUGCUGUGUUAAAGUAACAAUGACUUUUGUAAACGUUUUUUUUUUUCUUUUUUUAAAUAUUCAAGAUUUAUUUAACCCUUUGCAUGCUAUUGCAAAUACAGGUAACAAAGACCUGCCCUAGUCUUUGCCAUGGAGUAAAUUAUUUAAAAUAUUUUGAGUGGUUUCGUAGAUUUUAAUUACAAUAUAAUAGUGAAGAGACACUGAUUGAAAUUUGAAUUGAAAUAGGGGGUUUUCAGCAGGUACAAAAGCUUGCUGGUUGUGGCUUUGAAAGAUGUAACAUUGGGCAGCAUUUACUGCCAGUAACAUGCAAAGAGUUAAUUUGUUCAGGACGUUUGAAUCUGUGUCUUAAAAAGUUGGAAAAUUAAAAUAAUCAAUGUAUUCCUGAAAUAACUAGCAAAGACACCAUGACAUAACUUAUGUUGAUUAUGAUUAUAAAUUUUGUGAUCAUGUAAUUUUACUAAAAUCUUUAUUACAAAUUAUGAAUUAUUCUUGUACUUACUGUAGCAAUUAUUAUUGUUACUUUUUUUUUGCUAUUCAGUUGUAGGCACAAGCAGUAAAAAAAAAUUGGUGGGUCGUGCUACUGAAUAAUGGUUGAAAUUAUCAUAUAUCAUUUGACACAUUUAUUCCUUUUUGUAUGAUGCAGGAUUAUCAAACUGGGUGCUAUCGUAAAUCUUUGGAUGCUGGUACUAAUCUGAUAGUAAACCACCUCUUUUAAGUCGCAGUAUGUUUUAAAAGAAAUCUUUAACAUUCUCUUGAAUCAUGUGACUUAAAAUAACUUGAACCACAUUAAAUAGUAAACUGUUUUGUGGGGGCUAACUUAAAAUACUUAUUGUAUAAAUGAUACCUUGGUGAAGGUUUUGUGUAUGUAUUGUCUACAUAAUUAGGUCAUUUAAACCAAUUUGUUUUUGCAAAUUCUUAAUAAUAAAAAAUGUAUACGGCUUGAUGGAUUAUUAUCAUACUUGAUGUGGAAGCUGGUAUCAUCUGCUAGUUAGGUCAUUGUGACCUACUUACAGUCCUCUUGAUAACACCCAAUAAGGAUUAAAAUGUUUCGCGUAUUCAAGGGAAACCUGUUUUAAUCCUACUCGGUGUGCGAUUUUGGUUUGAAACAUUUAAGUGUCAUAAGGACUCCCUGUUUGCAAAUCUUGAGAUCCCACCAUCAACCCAGCGAGCCCUGCUGUGCAUCUCCAGUAGAACAGAAGAUACACUAAAUGUUUUGCAUGAAACCAUGAAAAAGAUCGCUAUUCAAGACUGUGGUUUCCUAGGAUUUUGAUAUAUAUGUUGACUGUGUCAUUUAAAAGAAUCAAAUUGAAUGUAAUUUGUACAAAUAAUUUUGAUGAGCUAUGCGAGCUCGUAUGCUAGCCAAGGUAGAGAGUCCUAUAUGAUUUCUGCGAGCCUCAGGCUCCCAGACUCUUCUCAAAAUCACACACUGCUACUAGAAUGGCCUUUAUGCUUUGCCUUGGCUUGUUGCAGAAUGAAAAUACCUGUAUACAGCAUAUAAUAUUAGUCAUUCUUUUAUCUUGUUAUUAUUUGUGAUGAAGUUAAACUGUUUAUCUCUAGAUGAAUCUUUAUAUUGUUAAGAAAUAUGUUUAGAUAUAAAAUGUCUUACUAGAAAUCCUCUUAAAUGCAACUUCAAAAUGUGUAUUUGAUCAUGUAUUCAUUUACAUAAAUGUUCAUUCUUUGCGAAAUCCUGCAGAAACAUCAUAAUAUACUUUGAAAGGCUAUUCAGGGAUUGAUCACAUGGGGAAAAAAGAGAACUAGACUUGUUUGUUUUUGUGGGGUUUUUUUAAAAAUUAUUAUCAUUAAUUUUUGUUUUAAUUUAUUUAUUUAUUUAUUGUCUUGCCUUAACAAGGGUCCAAAUGUGAACUGUAUUCCUUAUGGGUUUUGUUUUUUAUAGUGGUUGCUUCAACUUUUACAUGUACAGUAGCCCAUAAUUAAUUUGUCACUUUAGCUCCUUUUCUUAAAGACUGUUAAGUCCUAGGUCCACAAAACGUGGUUAUUAAUACAUGAUAAAGAACUUUUUUUUAAUUAAUUCCUUUUUGGUUUUAAACUAAAUUUUACAUUAAAAUGUGUUAAAUUUAAUUAUUGUUUUAACAUGCAUUUAGAUUAAUAUCCAUAGAUACAAGUUAUUACAACUACACAUGUACGAGUGACACGAAAUCACUUUAUGGUAGGCGAGACUGUUUAUGUUUUUUUAUUAAAUAUAUUCUUGUGGGUCGAAUAAAUUUUUGUUAAAAUAGAAAUUAUGGCUUUGUUUUAAAGCACAGACCCUAGUUUCAACCUGUAAAAAUGGACACUAAGUUUGGUUAAGUUACAAACCUGUAACACAUUUGUAUAACGUUACAAGAGAGUGAAACAA